This is a messenger RNA of Magallana angulata, 2131 nucleotides long. Its product is annotated as mucin-2-like. Lineage: Eukaryota; Metazoa; Mollusca; Bivalvia; Ostreida; Ostreidae. The transcript has 5 exons. The record is from RefSeq and is a predicted model, not a curated record. The coding region runs from base 459 to 1811 and encodes 450 amino acids.
GUUAUUAAUUAAUGGACAGUGUGCUUCCAUUGAAAAUUUUGUACAUUUUUGUUUUAACAAUAACAUACGGGAAAUUGUGAUGCUGGAGGCAAAGUCAGAACCUCUCAUUUGUUCAGGUAAUUUUUUGUUAACAAAUCGUUCUGUCCUAAAAACACACUCCGUCUUCCAAAGUGUAGGGGGGGGGGUCAGAUAAAAUCAUCCUUUCUAUCUAUCUUUUCUUUCUUUCUCAAACAUCUAAGGGUACCGUCUCGUGGGAAAACUCCGCCUCCUAUCCGAUUACACACUUUCAGCCAAUCGCUACCUUGUAAAAUACUGCUGACUACAAAGGAAAGUGUGCGCGACUCGUGAUCUCAGAUUUCAUUUCGUAACGAUGCCUUGCGAGCUAGUGAACGGGAAUCCUAUCUGUCCGCCAGGUACAUAUCAUAAUUGCAUAACUUACAUGUGUUCAAUACGAUGAUAUGAUUACGUUUUUAAUUGAAAUAAUUAUGAUUUCAGAAGUAACACCAUCACCCCAGAUGCCUGGGGAAACAGACGAAUAUACGAGUUCGCACCGUUCAACUUCGACGGGUACAACAAUCGUCAUUGAUCGGACACAACAUUUUAGUUCCACACCAAUGCCUACUACUCAGCUACAUACUCAAACAUCCAUUUUUUACAAUACACAGUCAUCAAUAUUUUCCCGAUUUCAUGAACAUACUUCCACUCCCGUUAUUACUUGGUCUACUAUACACGCAUCCACCCCCCCCCCCCCCCUCAGUACUCAGUCUAGGACACGUGUGCAUAUAUCCGUCCCCCUCAGAACUCAGUCUUGGGCACCCUUAACCACCACCCUCACUACUCAGGCUAGAACACAUACCACCACCCCCCUCACUACUCAGGCUAGAACACAUACCACCACCCCCCUCACUACUCAGACUAGAACACAUACCACCACCCCCCUCACUACUCAGGCUAGAACACGUACCACCACCCCCCUCACUACUCAGGCUAGAACACAUACCACCACCCCCCUCACUACUCAGGCUAGAACACAUACCACCACCCCCCUCACUACUCAGGCUAGAACACGUACCACCACCCCCCUCACUACUCAGGCUAGAACACGUGCCACCACCCCCCUUACUACUCAGGCUAAAACACGUAUCACCACCCCCCUCACUACUCGGCCUAGAACACGUACCACCACCCCCCUCGCUACUGAGGCUAGAACACGUACCACCACCCCCCUCGCUACUCAGGCUAGAACACGUACCACCACCCCCCUUACUACUCAGGCUAUAACACGUGUGAUCACCACACUCAUUAAUCAGACUAGGAUACAUACCACCAUGCCCCUCACUACUAAGGUCAGGACAUUCCUCACUACUCAGGUUAUGACACAUACCACCACCCCCCUCACUACUCAGGCUAGUGACCAGACUUCCACCUACAAGAACACUAUCACAUCGAAUAAUCAAAAUUUUGAGAUAAGUGUCACCAGUCUAGUGUUGGCCCUCCUCCUCCUCCUUGGCUGGGUCAUCAAGACCCUCUUCCGGAGGUGGGCCCGGAUCAGGAGGAGGAGGAGAGGGGACACUGUCCCUAAAGAGACAGCUAUGGAAAUGGAGAGAAGAAGACAACCACCCCCACCACCCCAGAUGGGUCCCUUUCCACGCCAGGCAGUAAGUACAGUACCAACACCCCGGGCGGGGGCCACACUACACCCACCCCGGGCGGCACCCUGCCCCGCUCCUCGAGUGGCCCCCACACCACCACCAGCCAGGGGUGGUGGGAGAUACCACCUCCGUCCUGCUAAGAGACCAAGAACUGAGUGAUUCAGAAGAUAGUGUAGUAGGAAUGGAAGUCUCCAUUGGCGCAAAUCUAGCCUUGACUCAUUGUGAGACUGUAAAUUUGAUUUCAGAAGAUACUGAAAUCACAAAAUAUCCCCGUUGGCGCAAAUCUAGCCUUGACUCAUUUGUGAGACUGUAAAUUUGAUUUCAGAAGAUACUGAAAUCACAAAAUAUUCCCGUUGGCGCAAAUCUAGCCUUGACUCAUUUGUGAGACUGUAAAUUUGAUUUCAGAAGAUACUGAAAUCACAAAAUAUCCCCAUUGGCGCAAAUCUAGCCUUGACUCAUUUGUGAGACUGUAAAUUUGA